Messenger RNA from Carica papaya (papaya), 1549 nucleotides. RefSeq lists its product as uncharacterized. Gene Ontology annotation, molecular function: DNA binding; DNA-binding transcription factor activity. Lineage: Eukaryota; Viridiplantae; Streptophyta; Magnoliopsida; Brassicales; Caricaceae. The record is from RefSeq and is a predicted model, not a curated record.
AUAAUGUCCCAGAUUUAUAAAUCAUAGUACAUAAGAGUCUUAGAGUAUCUGAAAUUUGCAUGAUAUUGGUAUCCAGGCUUCUGUGGCAAUAUACACUUCUGCAAAUAAACCAAUUUCUUCUUCGCUUGGUCUCUCCAGGAUGAAGCACCGCCAUUUCAAAGAAAACAUGUUAGAGCCACCAGGAGAUACAUAGUUGAGGAAACUAACUACUGAUAGACAACUUGAAAACUAAGUAAAGGUAGUGACAUAAGUGCACUAUAUAUAUACGGAGAGUUAGAGCAAAUAAUGAUAAAAGACACGAAGAUGUAUGAUGAUAUUCAAGAAAAGAGUAGUACUAACCAAGAGGUAGCUGAAAAUAUACAUGAGGUAUCAUCCCAAAAGUGCUCGUCCUUUGACCUAAACGAAGAAGCUAGCAGCGAAGAAGACGAUUUCAUUGCCUUGGGACAUGAAGAUGAUGAUGCCGAUGAUGAUAAUGAGGGAAUAAGAAAGAAAGUGAUGACUUGCACUAAAAAUAGGAUGGAAGGAGACAAUUCUAAGAGAAGAUCUAGGGUUAGACAAUAUGUUCGAUCUAAAUUACCUCGCCUACGAUGGACUCCUGACCUUCAUCUUGCUUUUGUGUAUGCUGUCCGAAGACUUGGUGGACAAGAGAAAGCAACUCCUAAGUUAGUUCUUGAGUUGAUGAAUGUGAAGGGCCUUAGCAUUGCUCAUGUGAAAAGUCACUUGCAGAUGUACAGAAGUAAGAAGCUUGAUGAAUCAGGGCAAGUAGUAAUCAGCCAACGUGGUAGAAGGGUGAACGGAAGGGAGAGAUUCCAGAGCAUAUUGCAGCCGGUGACGAGCAGUUCUCUUCAUCACUUGAGAAUGGAAAAUGGAGGGAUUGUCCUUUCCCAACAUUCUCCCCUCAAACAUAACAUAUUCUCCUGUCUCUCUCCACGAAGAUUUGAUUAUGGGGCAAGCUUUUCAAGAUACCAAGAGUGGAAAAAUGUCAGUGAGGCUAAUAUCACAACAAGGCAUAGUUUGGUGAACAAAGAUCAUAUGAAGAGCUUCUUGAGAUCACAACAUAACUUAAUCGACACGGCAAUGAGAACAGAAGCCAUGAGACCUACUCGAUUUCUUGAGGAAAAGCAAUGGCCUUUGUUCGAAAGCAUCGAUAAUUAUUGGAAGGUUAAUAGGUCAAACAUUGAAAAUAUCAAUCACAACAGGCAUUUCUCCACUAGACCAUCAUCUUAUAAACGACAUCUUGCUACUGGAAUAAUGGCUACAAAAAGGAAAUGGAUCAGCGAGGUGCAGUUAAAUCAAGAAACGAAGACGAGAGAAAAGCUUCCUGAUCUGCAACUCAGGCUGAGCAGAAGAGCUGUAGUUGAUGAGGAAAUAAGUCACAAAAGCGAACUGGAAAUUAACACACAGCUUUCACUUUAGGUGUCUUCGUAAACUUUGUUGGAAGUUUGGAAUUAUCAUAAAGAGAGACAGAGAGAAGAACUCAGGAUUUGUGUUUCUAAACUGAAACCUUCAAAAUGACUGAAUUAUUUCUUUCAACAGCAUUGCUAUUUAU